AUGGCUUCACCAUCACGUCUCUAUGAUAAAUUAGAACAAUGUAAACAAAAUAAAGAUUUUUAUCAAGCUCAUCAAAUUUGUCGUACAAUCUAUGUUCGUCUUCGUUCAUCAACAAAUGGUGAAGAUAUUUUAAAAUUUCUUUUUGAAUCAGCUUGUUAUUUUCUUGAACAUAAUCAAUUAAAUAGUGGUUAUGAUUUAUGUAAAUCUUAUACAGAAACAUUAAAUAAUUCGAAUAUAAAUGAUUUAACUGAUAAUCUUCUUAAAGAAAUUUGUAAUUUAUUUCAAUUAUUAAAAUCUAAUUAUGAUGAACGAACAGAAUUUGCUUGUAGUGUUUUACGUUGGUCAUCACAUAUAUCAUAUAAACAACAAGAAGAUGAACAAUUACCUAUACUUCAUUUAGAAUCAAAUUCAUCAUUAUCAACAUCAAUACUUUCAACAUUAACUGAAUCAAAUUCAUCAACACAAAUAUCAAAACGUCGAAUUUAUCAUAAAUUUGGUCAUCCAAAAUUACAUGAAUGUUUUGCACGUAUACUAUGGGAACAAGAAAAAAAUUAUAAAGACAGUCGUUAUCAUUAUUUACGUUCGUAUGAUGGACGUUCAUUUGCAAUAAUGCUUAUUGAAGCACAUCAAACACUUGGUUAUCCAUCUGAAAUUGAUUUAUUUAUCGCACAAACUGUUUUACAAUAUUUAUUACUACGUAAUUUUCAUACAGCUUAUCUUGUUUUUGUAACUUAUGUUGAACAACAUCCAAAAAUUCGACAACAACCGCCAGGACCAUUUAAUAUUGGUUAUCCAAUGUUAAAUUUUCUUUGGUUUCUUUUAUUAUGUUUAAAAAAAAUUCUUGUUAAAACACCAAUUAAUAAUAAUAAUGUAGCUAGUGGAGAACCAAUUCAUCGAUCAGAUGGAUUACCAUCAUCCGAAACGACUCGUUGUUUUUCAUCAUUGGUUAAUGCAUAUAAACCAUCACUUGAACGUGAUUCAACUUUACUUCAAUAUGUUGAUAGAAUUGGUACAUUAUUUUUCGGUCUUAAACAAAAAUCUUCAUCACCAUCAUCAAAUCCAUUUGAAAAUCUCAUGCAAUCAUUGACAUCAAAUUUAUCAAAUGGUGCUCGUGGUAGUAUACAACAACAUCAAUCUGAUUUAGAUCUUGAUGUUGAUUAA
Rotaria sordida is the source of this 1161-nucleotide messenger RNA. The record is from the annotation of a GenBank genome assembly. Lineage: Eukaryota; Metazoa; Rotifera; Eurotatoria; Philodinida; Philodinidae.